AAUGCGCACAGAGCUCAAGACUCCAUAAGGCAGUGUAUUUUCUCAGAGCACCAGCAACAUCAACACACGAUUUGUAUUAAAGUCAUGGGGAUAUCAGACAUUUUUCUUCAGUCCUCUGGUUCUGUGAUCUUACUGGGGACUCUGGUGGUCCUGCUGCUUGUCUACCUCGUCUCCUCCUGCAGCUUUGGUUCUCAGGAACACAGGAAGGAACCUCCAGGACCCAGACCGCUUCCCCUGCUUGGUAACCUGCUGCAGCUGGACCUCGAGAGACCCUACAACACAUUACUGAAGCUUUCCAAGAAAUAUGGAUCAGUGUUCACUGUGUAUUUUGGAACCCAAAAAGUGGUGGUUCUGGCAGGAUACAAGACAGUGAAGGAGGCACUUCACAAUCAAGGCCAUGGGGUUUUAUGGUCCAAUGGGGAUUCAUGGAAAGAGAUGAGACGCUUUGCUUUGACAAACCUCAGAGACUUUGGGAUGGGAAAAAAGGCGUGUGAGGACAAGAUCAUUGAGGAAUGUGACUACCUCACUGAAGUGUUCAAGAAAUUCAAAGGAGAAGCCUUUGAUACGAGCCAACCAAUGAAUUAUGCCGUCUCUAACAUUAUCUGCUCCAUUGUGUAUGGCAGCAGAUUUGAAUACAAUGACCCAAAGUUUACAUCCAUGGUCGAUCAAACCAACAGAAGAAUCCAACUUGUGGGCUCCCCAUCAAUACAGAUGUACAACCUGUACCCGUGGAUCAGCAAAUGGGUUGGUGACAGAAGGGAAAUCCAAAAGAUUUCUGCCUUCAUUAGAAAAGAGAACUUUGCGCUGUUCAGUCAUUUGAAAGAGACUCUCAACCCUCAGAUGUGCAGAGGUUUUGUGGAUGCCUUUCUGGUCCGGAAGCAAAAUCUGGAGGAAUCUGGGAUUACUAACAGUCACUUCCACAGUGAAAAUCUUCUGGUGUCAGUUCAGAAUCUCUUCACUGCCGGGACUGACACAACAGCAACGACACUGAGAUGGGGACUUCUGCUGAUGGCCAAGUAUCCAGAAAUACAAGACCAGGUCCAGGAGGAGCUGAGCCAGGUGUUAGGAAGUCGUCAGGUCCAGGUGGAGGACAGGAAGAACCUGCCCUUCACUGACGCUGUCAUCCACGAGACACAGAGACUGGCCAACAUCGUCCCCAUGGCGGUGCCUCACAGAACAAGCCAAGACGUCACUUUCCAGGGUUACGUGAUUAAAAAGGGAACCACAGUGUAUCCUCUGCUGACAUCUGUCCUGUAUGAUGAGAGUGAGUGGGAGAGACCUCACACCUUUUAUCCUGCCCACUUCCUGGACAAAGACGGAAGGUUUGUCAAGCGAGACGCCUUCAUGCCUUUUUCUGCAGGUCGCAGGGUUUGUCUCGGGGAGGGUCUGGCCAGGAUGGAGCUCUUCAUCUUCUUCACCACCCUGCUGCAGCGCUUCCGUUUCACUCCUCCACCUGGAGUUUCAGAGGAUGAGCUGGAUCUGACACCACGUGUGGGCUUUACCCUCAACCCUUCACCUCACAAGCUGUGUGCUGUCUCCUGCAUGUGA
This is a messenger RNA of Toxotes jaculatrix (banded archerfish), 1548 nucleotides long. Its product is annotated as cytochrome P450 2K1-like. The transcript has 10 exons. NCBI's taxonomy places the organism in Eukaryota, Metazoa, Chordata, Actinopteri, Toxotidae. Gene Ontology annotation, biological process: xenobiotic metabolic process. Gene Ontology annotation, molecular function: iron ion binding; oxidoreductase activity, acting on paired donors, with incorporation or reduction of molecular oxygen, reduced flavin or flavoprotein as one donor, and incorporation of one atom of oxygen; heme binding. The record is from RefSeq and is a predicted model, not a curated record. Gene Ontology annotation, cellular component: cytoplasm; intracellular membrane-bounded organelle. Bases 85 to 1548 code for a protein of 487 amino acids.